This is a messenger RNA of Ailuropoda melanoleuca (giant panda), 2205 nucleotides long. RefSeq names its product abhydrolase domain containing 11 (gene ABHD11). Gene Ontology annotation, molecular function: carboxylic ester hydrolase activity. The coding region runs from base 73 to 987 and encodes 304 amino acids. Gene Ontology annotation, cellular component: mitochondrion. The record is from RefSeq and is a predicted model, not a curated record. Gene Ontology annotation, biological process: lipid metabolic process. The transcript has 6 exons. Lineage: Eukaryota; Metazoa; Chordata; Mammalia; Carnivora; Ursidae.
GAGUCCUGAGCGAAGGCGGGAGGCGGAGCGAGGGGACAGUACGAAGUGAGCGCCAGGUAGCUGCUACAGGGCAUGCUCCGCUGGACCCGCGCCUGGAGGCUCCCCCUUAGGGGGCUCGGCCCCUACAGUCUCAGCUUCUCCAGAGUGCCCGUCGCACCCAUCAGCAGUGGCCGAAGCGGCGCCGAGCCGAGGUCGGUGCUACUUUCCUAUAAGCUUCUGGACGGAGAGGCGACCCGUCCGGCCCUAGUGUUUCUGCACGGGCUCUUCGGCUCCAAAACCAACUUCAACUCCAUCGCCAAGGCCCUGGCCCAGCAGACUGGCCGAAGGGUGCUUACUGUGGAUGCUCGGAAUCAUGGUGACAGCCCCCACAACCCAGACAUGAGCUAUGAGGCCAUGAGCCAGGACCUGCAGGACCUCCUGCCCCAGCUGGGCCUCGUGCCCUGUGUCCUCAUUGGCCACAGCAUGGGAGGCAAGACAGCCAUGCUGCUGGCACUCCAGAGGCCAGAGCUGGUGGAACGCCUGAUUGCUGUGGACAUCAGCCCAGUGGAGACCACACCCAGCUCGAACUUCCCGUCCUACAUGGCAGCCAUGAGGGCUGUAGACAUCCCAGAUGAGAUGCCCCGCUCCUCUGCCCGAAAACUGGCCGAUGAGCAGCUCAGCACUGUUAUCCAAGACCUGGCCGAGCGUCAGUUCCUGCUCACCAACCUGGUGGAAGUGGAUGGGCGUCUCGUGUGGAGGGUGAACUUGGAAGCAUUGGCCCAGCAUGUGGACAAGAUCUUGGCUUUCCCACCACGACAAGAAUCUUACCCUGGGCCCACACUCUUCCUCCUGGGUGGAAACUCUCAAUACGUGCACCCCAGCCACCACGUGGAGAUCAGGCGGCUCUUCCCUCGAGCCCAGUUGCAGACUGUGCCCAAUGCUGGCCACUGGAUCCAUGCUGACUGCCCCCAGGACUUUGUGGCUGCCAUCCGAGGCUUCCUGGCCUAAGAGUUGCUGGCAUCAGGGGGCAGGAAACCCCAGGCUUCCAGGCCCUGGGGCCCACUCCAUGUAUCUGCACGAAAGGACUCAGGCGGGCACCGAGAGAGCAUGAGGGUGCGGAGGUGGUCAGACCUCAAGCUUUAAUGAAUAAAGACACUGCUCCCAAGGUCCUGGGCUGAGCGCUUGUCACCACCAGCGUCCCCACCGACCCAGGGGGAAUCGGACCCAGGGGGCCCUGGCAUUUCCGGGGUCCAUGGGGGCACCCAGAGUGCCCCUGGACUCUCUCUGCCGCUGACUCUCGACCCGCUGCCUCACCAGCUCCUGCAUAUCUUCCUGGGGGCAGGAGAGCAGGGUCAGGACCAACCCUGUGCCCUUCUCCUUCUCCCCAUGCCUCCCCGGCCCGGCUGGCAUUCCCAUGCUACCUCCCAGGCCUCCACCUCCUGCCUCAGCCUCAGUUUCUCCUCCAGGACCUCCAGCAGCUGGGCCUCCAUAGCACGCAACUUGGCUUUGCAUGUGUCCAGCUCGGCCUCCAUUGCCUGCUUCCUGCAGGUGGCGGGGAGAGUAGUGUGAGGCUUGGACCCCGCACAUCUGCCAUGUGGCCACAGCCCCCCACCUUGUGACAGGGUGAGUGCUUAUGUGGCUUUCCUUGCAGGAAUACCUGACUUCUCACCUCCUCUCCUCUAGCAGGACAGAGCCCUGAGGGUCAGCCACCCAUAGCCCUCCCAACCCCCGCAAGCAUCUGCCUCUCACUUGGCAAUGGCUUCAUCCCGCUCCUGGAGGACUUGGUCCAGCGAGGGCUCUCUCUGGGCGUCCCCCAGUGCUCCAGCCACUUGGGAUUCUGGGCUCUGUUGUAGGGUGACAGAGAAGGGAGGAGGGAUCUACAGCUGGUCUAGAUGAGGUGUCCCACUUCUGGGCCCUUCUGCUCUUCCCUUGGCUCUGAUGCUAAUGUCAGCAGGGGAAGGGUCUGGAAAAUUCUUAUCCUGCCCCCUCCACCCGUACACAUUUCCUGGACCUCUGAGAGUAAACCAGGGGGACUGUGCCAUGCUGAGGGGUGGCAGGUGUGGCCUCUGCGUGGCACAAGGGUAAACAGAGGGGACAAGGCGUUUGGACCCUCAAGGAGAAAAGAAGUUCUCACCUAAGCUGCAGGAAAGAGACAAGGUGGGUUUCAGAAAGACACUUACCCCUCUAGGGCCCCGGACAGAGAGGGUGGCCUGGUGACUGGGACUC